AUGGGAGGCUCGCCACCUUGCGGCAACUCGGUUUGGUCAGUCAAGGACCAUCGACGACAGGCAGUAACCUCGAAGAAAUGGCCAUCGAAACCUGAGAAUGAUCCCUCGAUUCCUUUCUCAUCUGACGAUGCCAUCGGCGUUCACCUACCUCAUAACGACCCCCUACUCAUCGAAGUAGGGAUCGCGAAGUGCGACGUCGCCAAAUUUCUAGUCGAUACUGGCAGUUCGGUUGAUCUGAUCUUUCGCAAUACACUCGAUAAGAUGGGAGUCGAUUUGCGCGAUAUGAAACCGUCGUCUCGCUCCCUCACCGGAUUCAACGGAGCUUCCGAGACGAUGAUCAGAACGAUCAAGCUUCCAGUCUACGCGUGUGGAGUAACACGCACUGUCAAGUUUUCUGUUAUCCGAACGAAGGCUCCAUAUAACGCAAUCCUCGGGACCCCCUGGUUACAUUCGAUGAAGGCAAUAUAA
Messenger RNA from Brassica oleracea var. oleracea, 468 nucleotides. RefSeq lists its product as uncharacterized. The record is from RefSeq and is a predicted model, not a curated record. Lineage: Eukaryota; Viridiplantae; Streptophyta; Magnoliopsida; Brassicales; Brassicaceae. The coding region runs from base 1 to 468 and encodes 155 amino acids. The transcript has a single exon.